AUGGACGUUUUCAAGCUAUUGUCAACACAUCUCACUUUUAUUGCAAUUGCUUGUGCUUUCCAUCAUGGUUUAUCAGCAGCGGAAAAGUUGGGAAAGUGGCAGAACUUUGUUCGUAUGACAAAAUCAGACUGGAACGGAGAUUUUACUGUCAAACAUUCUGCUAUGUAUGCAGGCACCAACAACAUCAGACAGAAACGCACGGAAAGGGGAACGGAAUCGACAUCUGAACAAAAAUGCCCAAAAGGUAGACCGUCUACUAGUGUGGACGAGUUUAUAGCAUGUCCGAUGUCCUUCUGUCAACACACCAGCUACAGGUGUGCCAUACGAUGUCUAGGACAGGAAUCUGGUGACAACUGUGAACUAUACAACUGUACAUGGCACCACCACUGUCCAUAUCCUAGUCGUGGUGGUAAAUCCACUAUUCCUAUAGAGAAAGUUUGUGACGGUGUAGCCCAGUGUACCAAUUCUGAUGACGAGUCCUUCUGUGUCAAGCCAUGCCCACAAAAAUGCAUGUGUACUGGUUUAAUUAUCAGCUUCAUCUCUACUCCACUCAGUACUUUACGUUCUCCCUUUAAGAAAAUCUCCUUUUUCAUUAACAAGAUCGAUCCACCUUUAAAACUUUAUGUCAACUUUUCAGACUUUUCAUAUCUUGCAAUAAGAGGCAUGAAUGCAAUACCAGAUAAUUUCACCAGAGGUUUAUAUAAUAUACAAAAUUUGGUGUUAACGGAAAACAAUAUAUCGUUUGUGGCUAGUGAUAUGUUCACUCACAUGUCAGGUCUACGGUCAUUAAGUUUAUCAUCUAAUAGGAUCACGCAUUUAAAUGGUAAUAUAUUUAAUGAACUGUCUGCUCUUAGGCGUCUAUCUCUACAUAAAAAUCGGAUGAAAAUGCUUCAAGCUGAUGUCUUUACCGGACUAUCCACACUUACGCAUCUGAAUCUAGGUAACAACCAGAUACAAAUCCUUCCAGCCGAUGUCUUUACCGGACUAUCCACACUUACGCAUCUGAAUCUAGGUAACAACCAGAUACAAAUCCUUCCAGCCGAUGUCUUUACCGGACUAUCCACACUUACGCAUCUGAAUCUAGGUCACAACCAGAUACAAAUCCUUCCAGCUGGUGUCUUUAUUAUAUUAUCUACACUGACACAUCUGUAUCUACAUAACAAUCAGAUUAAAGUCCUUCCAACUGAUAUAUUUAAUGAACUCACCGCUCUUACGUAUCUGUAUCUAGAUAAAAAUCGGAUAGAAAUCCUUCCAGCCAAUGUGUUUACUGGACUUUCUAAGCUUACACAUCUGUUUUUAAAUAACAAUCAGAUAAACAUUCUUCCGGAUGAUACCUUUACUGGACUAUAUAAACUUUACCAACUAUCUCUAGUAAACAAUCAGAUACAAACUCUUCCAAAUUAUAUCUUUACUGGACAAUCUACACUUAAAGAUCUGUCUCUAGGUAACAAUCAUAUAAAGAGCCUUCCGACUGAUGUCUUUAUGGGACUACAUACACUAUACUAUCUUUCUCUAAGUCACAAUCAGAUAGAAAUCCUUCCAGGUGAUAUUUUCAGUGGUUUAUCUGUGCUUAGCUCGAUCUUACUAAACAACAAUACCCUAUCCAUUAUACCUGUUUUACCUUCCUCUGUUAGAUUGCUUGAUAUAUCGUUCAAUAGCUUCACGAUGUUACCUGCUGGAAUAUUUUCCAAUUGUAGUCAAUUAAACCUUUUAAACAUCAUAGGUAACAAAAUAGAUAUACAGGAACACAUGUUUGAAGGAUUAGAUAAUCUGUCUACUUUAUUGACCGAUACUCCAUUCAUGUGUUGUGUUAAGCCUCCGUCUGUUUCUGACAAUAGAUGUUUGAGAGAUCAUAAAAAGUUGGCGGAUUGUUGGUUUGGAGAUUUGUCUUGCAAAUCAGAAGGAGAUGCGAUAUCUUCAUGUUAUACAUUGAUAGGUUCAGUUGCACUAAGAACAUCUCUCUGGGUAAUUGGAGUUUGUGCUUUAAUUGGGAAUUUUGCUGUUAUGUUCUACCGACUAUUCAUAGACACAGAUAAUCUUACAAUGAGUUAUUCGUUCUUUGUACUGAAUUUGAGUUUAUCAGAUUGUCUAAUGGGCGUCUACAUGAUUGUGAUAGGCAUUGUAGACAUCUACUAUAACGGUGUUUACGCAUGGAACAACCAAACAUGGAGAAGAAGUACUCUAUGUACCACAGCUGGAGUUCUAUCCAGUAUAUCCAGUGAGAUGUCGACGUUUCUUAUUCUACUGGUGACGAUAGAUCGAGUCAUUGUCAUUAUGUUCCCAAUGUCCCGUCUUUCCAAACAGAACAUCUCGUGGAAACAGGCAUCCGUGGUCUCAGUGUGUCUGUGGCUUAUUUCUACCACACUUGCAGUCAUC
Pecten maximus is the source of this 2376-nucleotide messenger RNA. RefSeq names its product relaxin receptor 2-like. Gene Ontology annotation, cellular component: membrane; extracellular matrix. The record is from RefSeq and is a predicted model, not a curated record. The annotation marks the transcript as partial. Gene Ontology annotation, biological process: G protein-coupled receptor signaling pathway. Gene Ontology annotation, molecular function: protein binding; G protein-coupled receptor activity. The transcript has 3 exons. Lineage: Eukaryota; Metazoa; Mollusca; Bivalvia; Pectinida; Pectinidae.